CAUCGGUCCCGGUCCUGUUGCCGUUCCCCCCAUCGAGGCAUCGACUGAAGCAAACGCCGCCGCCGCCGGCCGCUGCCUCCACGACUGGCCUAGCCACCCGGCGCCCGCCUCCACAACUCCCCGGGCGACGUCAGCCUGCCCCGCCUCGCCAGUCGUCCUCCCCUUGCUUCACAGCCCACAUCCCCCGUUCAGCCGUCCUCGCUCUGGCACGGCCUCGUCCCGCGGCGGCGCCUGAGUCCGAACUUGGCGCCCUCCGAGCACGAGUAGUCUUGACGUCUUGUUCAUUUCUGCCGGCGGGCACCGAUUGGGACGUCCUGAAUACCUGAACCCCACUGCUAAACGCCAUCGAGGUCUGAUGGCGCAGGCUUCGGCCGCGGCGGCGCUGCGCCGCUUGCGGCGUCCCCGCGAUCCAUCCGCGGCAUUCCUCUCCUCGCUCUUACAUUCUUGCUUCCUCUCAUCCACCUCCGCUUACUCUCCGGUAGCGCUGCACGGGCCGAAGCCGCCAGCCGCGGCCGGCUCUUCCAUCACCAGCAGUGCCUGCAGCAGCAGCACGUGCAGUCGGUUCGACUCCUACCGGCGGCAGUCUGCAGCGGCUGCGACUACGACGAGAGCCCUGCACCACGCUCCGAGCUCUGACGGCUCAAGUGAGAGUACACCCACCUCGCAGUCUCAACUCUUACAUUUCAUCAAAUCCACAUUUGGGACACUCGAAGAAAAAAAUCAUUGUUGGUUGAAUGCCGUGAAUGGCAUUUGGAAAACCUUUAAUCAAGAAGGAAUAUAUCUUGUUCUAUUGUAUCAGUCACAUGAAACAUUAGACGGGGACAGCAAACAUUCAGCUGCAUUUAGAAAAUUGAAAUAUCUUCAUCAGAGGUACCCGCAUCUAAAUGUUUUUGCUAUGCAAUAUGGGAGUGGUAUUAGUUCCUUAGCUACUCAAAGCCAAGCAGUUCGUACAAUAAUGGAGGAAUACAUUACAUUUCCUAUCUUGUUGUCAGACAAAGACUUUACCAAUAUGGCGAAUGGUGCUUGCUACUUGCUAUUUGAAGGUUCUAAGGAUCAUAUAAUCUUCACAAAAUUGGAUGGGGACCCUGAGCUCAUGAUCAGGGGCAUGGAAGGAUUUAGUGCAUUGAGUGCAGAACCUAUUGAAAAUGUUGUAGAAUCAGGAGUUCCGUGGCAGAAAGAAGAGGUUGUCAAAGAGCCAUAUGUAGGUUCUCUCAGAAACUUGUUACUUUAUCAUCCAGGUGGCCUAUCAAUUGAUGAGGACGGUGAUCGCAUUUUUAUCUCUGAUAGUAACCACCAUAGAAUCAUCAUUAGCAACGGUGAUGGGGUGAUUUUGGACUGUAUUGGAUCCUCCCCAGGUUUUGAGGAUGGUGAAUUUGAAUCUGCCAAGUUAUUGCACCCUGCUGCAUCAUUUUAUCAUGCCGCUGAAGAUUGUCUAUAUAUAGUAGAUUCGGAGAAUCAUGCAGUUAGAAAAGCAGAUUUUGGAAGAAGGUUUCUGGAGACAGUUUAUCCAGUCUUCAAUAAAAAAGGAAGUGGUGUCUGGAGUUGGAUUAUUGAUAAGCUUGGUUUGACAAAGGAAGACGCUUCAAAGAAAGAUGAUGCUUCAAACAUUCAAGAUUUCGACGCUGACUCAGUAGUGUUUCCAUGGCAUUUGCUCAAAAUUUCCGAGGACGAUUUAUUAGUAGCAGAUCGCAGCUUUGAAACAUCAUGGAUCCUGAGCAUGUCAACUGGUGAAAAAAAGAAUAUUGUAAGAGGUAGAGCUGAAGCAAUGGAGUUGUGUCAGCAAAUGAUUGAUGAGAGGCAUGCUCUCCUUAAAGAUAUACACAUCAAUGGGUCAUCAGGUGAUAAAGGACAUUCUAAUCUACUGGAGAAGAUCCCUUGCAAUGAACUUGUAUCAUCAAUUUCAAGAUUCCGGAAAUGCAUUGUCUUCUGUGAUACAGAUGGUCAAAGGGUUCAGAAGCAUGACUUGGAUACCAAAGAAACCUCGAAUAUUCAUUUUACAAAUGUUGGGGUUCUAGGGUUACCAUAUUGGUUUGUUUGCCGUCUUGAGAAAGUAUCUACCUGGGGACAUUCAGCUGGACAAUUUCAAGAUCACAACCGUAAAGUAAAUGUGCUCCCUGGAAGAUGCAACAUCAAGGUCUCUGUAGACAUCCCAGUUGAUACUGAGCUUGCCACACCUUUGGUUGAGAGCUGUAUUUGGCGCCAAGUAAGGGGAUCUGGUGCUGGGAUUUCUGAAUCUGACGCACAAGAUACAACAUCUGAGAAGGUUGGUAUAGCACAGCAAUGGUAUGAUGAAAUAGACAACCUAGCAUUUUCUGAAGCUGCAGAGGAACCUGCUGUGAUUAAAGGUGAUGAUAAACCCGCAGAUGAAAGUCACCAAGACCAGAAAAGCGUGCAUUUCACCUGUGCAGUUAACGUCAGCCCUGGGUCAUGCGAGCUGGUGGCCUCUGCUGCAUUGUACCUAAGGGUCGACCGAACGAAAGCGGACCAUGAGGACCAGAAAGCAGUGAUCAAGAGGAUCCUCCAGUGCCAGGGGCAUGAGGAGCACGUGGGUGUCGAGCUCCUGACGGAGAAUCACAGAGACGCGAGGGAUCUAGUCAUCAUGAAGCCGGUUCAUCUCAGGCUGAGAAUGGAGUGCGCCGAUCACCCUGCUGGAACCACCAACAAGGAGACCAUCAGCACCGAGUCCAGUCUCGAGAUCAGCAUCACUUUAGAGUAGCCAUUUCAAUUCCAUUCAGGACUCCGAUAGUGCACACUACAUGCGUAGGGUAGAAUGAUUUGUUCGUAAGCGACCUAAUCCUGGGUAUUUUGUCACUAGACAAAGAUGUUCAACCCAUUUCAGGCAGUCUUGUAGUUGCCCUGUCUUCAGAAACACAUGGCUUGGAGAUGAACAGAGCUUCAGACAUAGCGAGGAUUAAUGAAACAUUGCAGACACUUGUCUGAGAAUCGAGGAGGUCCUCUUAUUCAAGGGAUUUUCAAAGAAAUUUCGGAUGAUUUUAUCCGUGGUAUUUUUUAAAAUUAA
Molecule: messenger RNA, 3019 nt
Organism: Triticum aestivum (bread wheat)
Lineage: Eukaryota; Viridiplantae; Streptophyta; Magnoliopsida; Poales; Poaceae
Exons: 16
Coding region: 356-2716 (786 amino acids)
Molecular function (GO): protein binding
Source: RefSeq, a predicted model, not a curated record